GAGCCGCCGCCGCCGCUGCCCGAGCCAUGGAGGCGGGCAGCAAGGUGCUGUACGUGGACUUCCCCAACUUCAGCAGCAGCCUGCUGGAGAACCUGAACCAGCAGCGCAUGGAGGGCAAGUUCUGCGACAUCUCCAUCCAGGUGCAGGGCAAGGUGUUCCAGGCCCACCGGGCGGUGCUGGCCGCCUCCUCACCCUACUUCCACGACCAGGUGCUCUUCCGCAACGCCAGCCGCCUGUCGCUCCCGGGGGUGAUGGAUGCGCGGGCCUUCGAGAACGUCCUGGCCUCGUGCUACACGGGCCGCCUGGCGGUCACGCUGGCCGACAUCGUCAACUACCUGACGGUGGGCAGCUUCCUGCAGAUGUGGCACGUGGUUGACAAGUGCACCGAGCUGCUGCGGGAGAGGGAACCCCCUCCGGCCCCGGCCCCCGGCCCCCGCAACCCCAGCAGCCAGUCCCCCAGCAGCAGCAACUACUUCAGCCCCCGCGACGAGGUCCCCGUGUCCGUCUCUGUCAAGCUGGACCAGGGGGACGAGAUGCUGGAGGACGAGCUUCUGGAAGACGAGGGGGUCGACCCGGAGCAGAAGGUGACCAGCAACCAGGGGGCGGCGUGCAGCGUGCUGUCGGCAAGGCAGCCCCGGCACGGGGGCUGGGUCCUGGUGAAGGAGGAGGAGGGGGAGGACGAGGGAGAGGAGGAGGAGGAGGAGGAGGAAGAUGACGACCUGGUGCUGACCUGCGAGGAGGACGACCACCAUUUUGUCAAGAGCGCUGGGGGAUGCCGCCCCUCGGAUCCCCGCUCGCUCAGCAUCAGCGGCGUGUGCACCCUGACCCGGCCCCAGCCCCCUCCCCUCCCCCUCGGCCCCCCCGGCGAGGACGAGCCGGCGGACUUCUGCGGCUCCACCGAGGACUUCCCCUACGAGGUGGGCGAGGAGGGGCCCCAGUGCUUUGCCCCGGCCCCCUCCCUCCUCCUCCUGCCCGGGGUCGGCAGCGGCAGCGGCAGCCUCCAGGAGCUGCGGCACGGGGCGGCGGGCUCGGCAGACCCGGCGGGCGGGGGGCCCGGCAGCACCGGCAGCGGCGGAGGCAAGGUCUUCGCCUGCCACUGCGGCAAGAGCUUCACCCACCGCAGCCAGCGGGACCGGCACGUCAACAUGCACCUCAACCUGCGCCCCUUCGCCUGCACCCUGUGCAACAAGAAGUUCAAGAUGAAGCACCACCUGGUGGAGCACAUGAAGAUACACACCGGCCACAAGCCUUUCCAGUGCCACGUCUGUGCCAAGAAGUUCAUGUGGAGGGACAGCUUCCUCAGGCACCGAGCCGCCUGCGAGAAACUCCAGCGCGAUAUCCCCCUCAGCAGAAGCCUCGACUGACUGAGCGAGCUGGGGACUGGGGCAGGGGGACAGGUAGAGGUAGGGAGAGGUUGAAGAGAGCCAGUCCAACCUAUCUCAUUCCUGGCUUACACUGAUGGAGCGAGCGGGGAAGUGGGAGGGAGGGGGAGGGAGAGAGUGGUAGAGGCGUUUCCAUUCUCCCUCGAUCUCGGUCAAGCGAGGGAGGUGGGAUCGAGUGACGGGGAUACAGAGAGAGGGGUGGAGGCGUUUCCAUUCUCCCUCCAUCUAGGUCAAGCGAGGGAGGUGGGAUCGAGUGAGGGGGAGACAGAGAGAGGGGUAGAGGCGUUUCCAUUCUCCCUCCAUCUAGGUCAAGCGAGGGAGGUGGGAUCGAGUGAGGGGGAGACAGAGAGAGGGGUAGAGGCGUUUCCAUUCUCCCUCCAUCUAGGUCAGGGAGUUCCCAACCUUUUUGGUCCCGUUUACCCCUGGCAACUUUAAACCCCUGGCGACUUUAGUAGCACAUAACAAUGUUAUUUCACUUAUUUAUGAACAACUAAUGAUGAGCAGAUACCCGUAUAACGGACCCAAACGCAGUCAGUCAAUGAGAAAAAAUAUGUACCAAUCCACAAUCAACAAAUCUACCCCCCUGGGUAGGUGAAAUUUACCUCCUGGGUAGGCGAAAUUUACCCCAGGUAAGGAGGGAGGGAGGUAGCUGGGACCGAGGGAGGGGGGGGGGAGAGGUAGGGCCAUGCCAACCUCCCCCAACCAAGGCUUCAACUAAUGAGGUAGG
Amblyraja radiata (thorny skate) is the source of this 2109-nucleotide messenger RNA. Its product is annotated as zinc finger and BTB domain-containing protein 22. The record is from RefSeq and is a predicted model, not a curated record. Bases 27 to 1364 code for a protein of 445 amino acids. The transcript has 3 exons. Gene Ontology annotation, molecular function: protein binding; RNA polymerase II cis-regulatory region sequence-specific DNA binding; DNA-binding transcription factor activity, RNA polymerase II-specific. NCBI's taxonomy places the organism in Eukaryota, Metazoa, Chordata, Chondrichthyes, Rajiformes, Rajidae. Gene Ontology annotation, biological process: regulation of transcription by RNA polymerase II.